Messenger RNA from Colossoma macropomum (tambaqui), 4846 nucleotides. RefSeq names its product C2 calcium dependent domain containing 5 (gene c2cd5). Gene Ontology annotation, cellular component: plasma membrane. Bases 310 to 3927 code for a protein of 1205 amino acids. Gene Ontology annotation, biological process: intracellular protein transmembrane transport; protein localization to plasma membrane; positive regulation of D-glucose transmembrane transport. Lineage: Eukaryota; Metazoa; Chordata; Actinopteri; Characiformes; Serrasalmidae. Gene Ontology annotation, molecular function: calcium ion binding; calcium-dependent phospholipid binding. The transcript has 30 exons. The record is from RefSeq and is a predicted model, not a curated record.
AAUGGAACCUCCUACCUGUCGCCGUUGGCAUGUAACGCCACUGCAGUGUGUUUAUCUCCAAUGAGCUUUAUUAGCGAACACACCGCAGUUUUUAUUGAUACUUUUCUAACUUACCGACAUGAUCUUUACAGAAUAACCGGAGCGCAGUGCUUUUCCAAUCCUCUACGUCAGGAAUACUGUUUUAAUUCGUGUUAUGGGAUCGAAAGGCACGCUAGGCCGAUGGACCGACUGUAACGUCAAAUUGAAAACGCUGCGGUAUUUUGCAGCUUUGCUGAAACGCCAAGCUCCAGUCUGGUGUAGGUAAAAAACAUGCCAGGGAAACUGAAGGCCAAAAUUGUGGCGGGCAGACACCUGCCCGUCAUGGACCGUGCAAGUGACCUCACUGACGCCUUCGUAGAGGUGAAGUUUGGAAACACAACUUUUAAAACUGAUGUGUAUCCCAAGUCUCUAAAUCCUCAAUGGAAUUCAGAGUGGUUUAAGUUUGAGGUGGAUGAUGAGGAUUUGCAGGAUGAGCCAUUACAAAUAACUGUUCUGGAUCAUGAUACAUACAGUGCUAAUGAUGCGAUAGGGAAGGUUUACAUCGAUAUUGACCCGCUACUUUCCAGUGAAGCUGCUACAGUCAUCUCUGGCUGGUUUCCCAUCUAUGAUACCAUACAUGGUAUAAGAGGGGAGAUCAAUGUACUAGUUAAGGUGGAACUUUUCAAUGACCUGAACCGAUUCAGACAGUCUUCCUGCGGAGUCAAGUUCUUCUGUACCACAUCUAUCCCACGAUGUUACCGCGCUGUGAUGGUUCAUGGCUUUGUGGAAGAGCUGGUAGUAAAUGAGGAUCCAGAGUACCAGUGGAUUGACCGCAUCCGAACCCCACGAGCUUCCAACGAGGCCCGGCAAAGACUCAUCUCUCUUAUGUCAGGUGAACUCCAGAGGAAGAUUGGUCUGAAGGUUCUCGAGAUGGGUGGGAAUGCAGUGGUGGGCUACCUGCAGUGUUUUGACCUGGAAGGGGAAUCCGGCCUUGUUGUUCGUGCCAUCGGCACUGCCUGCACACUCGAUAAACUCAGCAACACAUACACACCUUCAACAGCCAUAAACCCUUGUAACUCGUCUCCAUCAAAAGAUAUAAAAGACUCUCCGCAGGCUGUUCCUUCUGCUCUUGGAUGUCGCUCCACUCACAGCAGUCCGGUUCACAGUGCAAGCAGCCGUCUCUCUCAGGGCUUCUCCGUUUCCGUGCCAACCCUGCUGUUCGCCGGUAUGAAACACAGACACAGGAGCUCAGACGGCCCCAGAGCCAGGCAGUGUAGGGCGGGUUUUGGGGAGGAGGCCCCUGGUGUCCCGUUGUCCUCCGGACCCCCCACCCCUCUGAGAGCCCAAACCUUCUCCUCCUUCUCCCCUUCCAAGUCCUACAGCCGCCAGUCCUCUUCCUCCGACACGGAGCUCAGCCUCACCCCCAAAACUGCGAGGAUUUGUCUGUCUCCCAGUUCUCCUACCCUUCAAUCUAAAUCUUCACCCAUUCCCACUACUAAGGCCCUCAGGAGUACAACUCCUCCCCCUCUCCAUGUGAGCCAGUCAGACACAGCCAUGCUGAGAAAGAGCGUGUCCUUCAGUGAGGACCUGUUACUGGCAGCCUCCGGUAUGGGCAGUGGUGGCAGUGCUGGGAAGGAGGCAGGGCCUCUUAAAGCACUUUUAAGGCAGCAGACUCAAACAGCUUUGGAGCAGAGGGGUGUGUCAUCGUCCUCUGAGACGUUUGUUAGGAUGGGGGAGUUUCCCUUCUUCACCUUGACCAGUUUCCCUCCUGGUUUUCUGCUUCAUGUGGGUGGGGUGGUCAGUGCACGAUCGGUCAAGCUUCUGGAUCGAAUCCACAACCCCGACGAGCCUGAGACGCGAGACGCUUGGUGGGAGGAGAUCCGUCAGGAGAUAAAGUCUCAUGCUAAAGCUCUGGGCUGUCACGCUGUGGUGGGCUACAGCGAGUCCACCAGCAUCUGUGAGGAAGUGUGUAUUCUAUCAGCGUCGGGCACUGCUGCUGUCCUCAGCUCCCGCUUCAUGCAGGAUGGAGCCCUGGACACAGAACACAGGUUGUCACGGCAACAAGCGCCUGUCUUUACCUCAGGGGCAGAGAAGGGCGAGGGUGAUAUGGGUAGUACAGCCUCAUUAGGGUUUGAAGACCUGACGCCCCCUGGUUGUGGGUUUUGUCACAUCCCAUAUGAUGAGUUGAAUAUGCCAUUUCCCGCUCAGCUCACGUACUGCCACUGUUGUCGGCGCUAUAAAGUCCCUGAUGUGCUCUUCACUACUAUAGACCUGCCUACUGAAGCCAAUGUCACUGGCAAGGGUUGCCUUAUACAGGCCAGGUUGUGUCGGACUAAAAAGAAGGCUCAGGGGGAGGGCAAUGCCACAGCCAUUAGUAACUUGUUGCCCUUUCUGGAGUAUGAGCUGCACACGCAGCUGAUGAACAAGCUGAAGCUGCGCAGCAUGAACGCAUUGUUUGGCUUGCGCAUCCAGAUCAGCGUGGGAGAGAACAUGCUGCUAGGCCUGGCUUCAGCCACAGGGGUUUAUCUAACAGCGUUGCCUAGUCCAGGAGGGAUCCAGAUAGCAGGAAAGACCCCCAGUGACAUCACAUAUGAACAACACAUCUCAAACAUGCAGAAGAAAAUCAAUGACACCAUUGCCAAAAACAAAGAGCUCUAUGAGGUCAACCCUCCGGACUUGGUUGAAGAGGUGAUUGGCUCUCCGAUCCCUGAACCCCGGCAGCGUUCCCGCCUCUUUCGCUCCCACUCAGAGAGCUCAGAUGAAGUGUCAGAGUUAGACCUGUCUCAUGGAAAAAAAGAUGCCUUUGUUCUGGAGAUUGAUGACACAGAUGCUGUUGAGGACAUUCACUCCCUCCUUACUGAUGCCCCAACACCUCCAGGGUUUUACAGCUGCAACACUGAAAUCAUGCCUGGGAUUUAUAACUGGACUUCAGCCUUACAGAUGUUUACAUCUGUGAGGGUCUUUCGUCUCAGCAAUGUAAAUCUGACUAAUCAGGGCCUGAAUAAGGUCUUCAAUGACCUCUGUGAGAAUCUGCUUAAGAGUCUGUACUUCAAGCUGCGCUCCAUGGUGCCCUGCUGCCUCUGCCAUGUGAACUUUACUGUCGCUGUGCCUGAAGAUGAGCUUAUACAGGUGGCGGUGACAGCUGUUGCUAUGAGCUUUGAUAAAGAUCAGACACAGGAGAAUGGCAGACAAAGCAUAGACAAGAAUCUUAUGAAAGCGAUUACAGAAAAUGAAGAUCAGCUUCAGUUCCCUCUAGAGCUCUCUGCUGAAUCCUCCUCCAACCCUCUCAGCUCUGCUAAAGGUUUGUCUGAGGUUUCAGGCCCCCUGCCAAGUGCUCGAGCCCCCUCAGUUGAUUACAGUUCCUUUACAGACAGAUGCAGCUCCUGGAUAGAGCAGCUUAGACUGAAAGCUCAUACCAUAAGACGCGGAUCAAUUAAAACAAUGUCAUCUCUAGAGAAGGCAAGUCCGUUGCCGGAGGGUCGUUCUCGUUCUCUCAGGUCAAAUCGCUCCUACGCCGGUAGCUCAGUCACGGUGGUCAAGAUGACUCCACUCUCUUUUAUUCCCGGAACAAAAAUAAAUAAGUACCUCGGCAUCAUAAACAUGUUCUUCAUCAGGGAGACCACUUCACUACGAGAGGAGGGUGGUGUGAGUGGGUUCCUGCAUUCGUUUAUCGCUGAGGUCUUCGCUAUGGUACGAGCCCAUGUAGCUGCUCUUGGUGGAAAUGCUGUUGUGUCCUACAGCAUGAAAGAGUGUGUGUUUAUGGAGAAUCCAAACAAGAACCAGGCUCAGUGCCUUAUCAAUGUGAGUGGAGAUGCUGUGAUCUUCGUUCGAGAGUCUGAGCUUGAGGCGACUCCUCCACAGCCACAUUCAGCAAGCGCACAGACCUCCAGCAGUGGAGAGGGAACGUGAAGAUUCACAAGCAGACACACACCCUCUAUAACCUUAAACACACACAUACACUCCAAGUCUAGAAGAUUUAGUGUCUGCCUCUACAGAACCAAGCAGACCUCCAAAGACGAAUAAAGAAAAGUGAACUUUUUUCCAGGUGAACUCAAACAGAUUGAUUGGCAGAGUGGCAUACUUUCUAUAAAUAUUUUACAUCCAUGUUGAUACAGUGUCGUUACAAGCUUUUACUGAAAGCCUUUUUGCAAGGAAAAUCGCCAUGCUUUUAUUUAUCGGCCAUGUUUGUAGACAUUCCGUUCAUCCAAGAGAAGACCGAGGCAGCUAAAAAGAUAUGUGACGUUUAUAGAGUGUGUGCGUCUGCAAAGAAUGUCUAACAGUGUCAACAUUGAGAGUCUUUCAGUGGCCAUCUUUUAUUUUUCCACCAAAGGAAUGAAGUAAACACACGCACUCAUGCCUACGUCCUGUUCAGCGUGCUGAACACACAAAUCCUGCCACGCUUUGUGUCAUUUUAGACAUCUCUCAUGAUGUACUACUACUGAUCAUAUUUCAAUCAUGCAAAGAUGCUGGAAAUAUUUUUUUUUUCUAUUUUUAAACCAUGUGCCAGAUUGGCUGCGUUUUCUGUAAAAAAGCAGUUUGGGAUUAACCCUCACUGAUCCUGGUUUCUUAUUCUUGCAUGUGCAAUGCCAGCUAAUUCUUUCCAUACUUAUAUAUGAGGGCAGAGGAAUGCCAAAGCAAAGUGCCCAGGAAAGACUUGAAUGUACAGAUGGAGGGGAAAAGAAGGCCGUUGGCUUGAAGAGGCUGGCACCUUGCUGAAACCUCUACUCAUUUAUAGACUGAUGGUCUACAGUGUAUGUCUGUCUGUCUGUUUGCCUGAGGACAAAUCAAAUGGUGCAGAGUAAUUAAAAUAUCUAUGUUAAUUACUGGG